Molecule: messenger RNA, 5186 nt
Organism: Oncorhynchus keta (chum salmon)
Lineage: Eukaryota; Metazoa; Chordata; Actinopteri; Salmoniformes; Salmonidae
Product: E3 ubiquitin-protein ligase NEDD4-like
Biological process (GO): neuromuscular junction development; ubiquitin-dependent protein catabolic process; regulation of dendrite morphogenesis
Molecular function (GO): ubiquitin protein ligase activity; sodium channel inhibitor activity; protein binding
Source: RefSeq, a predicted model, not a curated record
CAUUAUUUGUCCUGGUCUGCAAUGGAAGUGAAGAUUCACAACUAUUCGUUACAACCAUAUGCACCAACUAACGAUGUUAUGUUGAUAGCUACUUUGUAUCUACAUUGUACUUCAUGUUCUCGUGAAAUUACUACGUAGGGGUGAGGCGUGGUAGCAGAGGGAGGAGAGGAAUCAGGAUCCUUUUAGUUGAGAACGACGCACGACACAUUUGAACAUUUAACUAGCUAUUGUGUCUGGUACAGUUCAUUAGUUAGUGAAAGGUGAAUUGGUGCUAGAGCACCUACAGCGUUAUCAUUCGGGACAUUUUACUUGAAUCGACCUACAUAGGCUACGGCGCUGAGGAUAUGAGUAUGGCGGCACUUCCCGAGGUCCGUGGACUUCAGACUGAUGAGAAUGAGGCUAGAAUUCUGAGAGUGAAAGUCAUAGCUGGAAUUGGUUUGGCCAAGAAAGAUAUCCUUGGAGCCAGUGAUCCAUAUACAAGAGUGUCCCUUUAUGACCCUGUCAAUGGAGAACUAACAAGUCUUCAGACUAAAACAAUUAAAAAGACAUUGGACCCGAAGUGGAAUGAGGAAUUAUUUUUCAGGGUUCAUCCCAGGAAGCAUCGGCUGUUGCUGGAGGUGUUUGAUGAGAAUCGUCUGACACGUGAUGACUUUCUGGGGCAGGUGGAUGUACCAUUACACCAGAUACCGACAGAAAAUCCUAACAUUGAAAGGCCAUACACAUUCAAGGAUUUUCUACUUCACCCGAGAAGUCACAAAUCCAGGGUCAAAGGUCAUCUCCGUCUGAAGAUGACCUACCUACCCAAAAACAACUCAGAGGAUGCUGCAGAACAGACUGAAGACAUGGAUCCUAGUUGGGAGUUUUUAGAGGGCCAGGACAUGUCCGGUCCCAGGCACAACCACCUGCUGCCUGCAAUGCCCCCUGGCUGGGAGGAGAGGCAGGACAACCUGGGCAGGACCUACUAUGUCAACCACGAAACCAGGACCACACAGUGGCACAGGCCCAUAGUACAAGACAGCCAUGUAGAGGCAGAGCAGAGGCAGAACAUCCACAUGGAGGCGCAGCACGCCUUCACCGCCCGCAGGCAGAUCUCCGACCAAGAGGACUCCAACGACAGACAACAAGAGUCAACUGAGAGUUGGGAAAUCAUAACAGAGGAUGAGUCCACAUUGUACAACAGCCAGCGCUCCCCCCCUCCACCCCACUCCCUGGAGUUUCACUCCUUCUGUGACGAGCUCAGUCGCCUCCAGGCCUUGGGUGCCACAUCCGGCAAACGACGUACCUCCCUCCAGCUGCAGGGCCCUUCCAGUCAUUCAAGUCACUCCAGUCGCAGAGGCAGUGCCCAGACUCUGACAGUAGAGGAGCACCCUGUUCAUCCUGUGUUGUUAGCAACCUCAGUGGGGCUGCCUCCAGGCUGGGAGGAGAAGCAGGAUAGUAAGAGCAGACCCUACUACGUCAAUCACAACAGCAGGAUAACCACUUGGACACGGCCACUCAUCCAGAUAACCUCAGACGCAGCAGCCCAGGCUGUUCUGUCCCAGAACGCCACUGUGUACCAGCCCCCCAUGCUCUCUCCUGAGGGCUCCCCCCAGCACUCCCCCGGCUCACAGAGGGAGUGUGGCUUCAUGCCUGCAGGCUGGGAGGUCCGCAAUGCCCCCAACGGAAAACCCUUCUUCAUCGACCACAACACUAAGACCACUUCCUGGGAAGACCCCAGGUUGAAGAUUCCUGUGCACAUGAGGAGGAGACCUUCGCUAGACCCAACUGACCUCGGGCCAAUGCCGCCUGGCUGGGAGGAGAGGGUCCACAGUGAUGGGAGGAUAUUCUACAUAGAUCACAACACGAAGAACACACAAUGGGAUGACCCCAGACUGCAGAAUUCAGCCAUAACUGGACCAGCUGUGCCUUACUCCAGAGACUAUAAACAGAAGUAUGAAUACUUCCGGAAGAAGCUGAAGAAACCGGCUGACAUCCCCAACCGCUUUGAGAUGAAGCUCAGGCGGAACACCGUGCUAGAGGACUCCUACAGACGUAUCCUGUCAAUCAAGAGGGCCGACUUCCUGAAGGCGCGGCUGUGGGUGGAGUUUGAGGGAGAGAAGGGCUUGGAUUACGGGGGCGUGGCCAGGGAGUGGUUCUUCCUAAUCUCCAAGGAGAUGUUCAACCCCUAUUAUGGGCUGUUUGAGUAUUCUGCCACGGACAACUACACUCUGCAGAUCAACCCCAACUCAGGCCUCUGCAAUGAGGACCACCUGUCCUACUUCAAGUUCAUUGGCCGUGUGGCAGGCAUGGCUGUCUACCAUGGAAAGCUGCUGGACGCCUUCUUCAUCAGGCCUUUCUACAAGAUGAUGUUGCAGAAGCCCAUUACUCUACAGGACAUGGAGUCUGUGGACAGUGAGUACUUCAACUCCCUGAAGUGGAUAUUGGAGAAUGACCCGAUAGACCUGGAUCUGAGGUUCACCAUAGACGAAGAACUCUUUGGACAGACACACCAGCAUGAGCUGAAGCCAGCAGGAUCUGAAAUAGUAGUCACCGAUGACAACAAGAAGGAAUACAUCCAUCUUGUCAUGCAGUGGAGGUUCGUGAACAGGAUACUGAAGCAGAUGACCGCAUUCAAGGAGGGAUUCUAUGAGUUGAUACCCCAGGAUCUCAUCAAGAUCUUUGACGAGAAUGAGCUGGAGCUCCUGAUGUGUGGCCUGGGAGACGUGGAUGUGAACGACUGGAGGGAGAACACCAAGUACAAGAAUGGCUACUGUCCCAACCAGCCCGUCAUCCUGUGGUUCUGGAAGACUGUUCUGCUGAUGGAUGCAGAGAAGCGUAUCCGCCUGUUGCAGUUUGUGACUGGCACCUCCCGGGUCCCAAUGAAUGGCUUUGCAGAGCUCUAUGGGUCUAACGGACCACAGCUGUUUACCAUUGAGCAGUGGGGAACACGAGACAAACUACCUAGAGCCCACACAUGCUUCAACCGGCUGGAUCUGCCUCCCUAUGAGUCGUUUGAGGAGCUGAGGGAGAAGCUACACAUCGCCAUAGAGAAUGCACAAGGCUUUGAUGGAGUGGAUUAGGGGAGUGUGUGGCCUAUGGCGCAGAUGUUAAAAUGGCAGUUACUGCCAGUGAACUGAGGGCUAGCACCAAGUUUUGUGCUGUAGUUCUGUUUAAUGCUGAUAAAACACACAAUAUUCAGGUCCAGACCUGACCUGCCAACCGCCUGAGAAGAUGGAGAACAAUCACAGACAGCAAAGUCUUUGGUGCUCCUCUCUCCUGCACAGUGGAAGGGAUGGAUGAUGAGUGAAAAUCACUUCUUAAAUCACUCUUGGUCUGUGAAGUUUACAAAUAGUUUUUUUGUGUCUCGUAAAUAUGUAUGUAUACUUAAACCAGAUCUGUAUACAAUUUAUCAAAUGCAUUAUAUCAUACAGAUAUUACUGUUCAUCUAUGAUAGAAUAUUUAUCAUGAGGAGAUUGACAUUGGACUUCGAUAUACAUUACCGUAUAUACACUGGUGUCGAAAGCGUUCCACAGGGAUGCUGGCCCAUGACUCCAAUGCUUCCCACAGUUGUGUCAAGUUGGCUGAAUGUCUUUUGAGUGGUGGACCACGGGAAACUUGAGUGUGAAAAACCAAGCAGUGUUGCAGUUCUUGACACAAACCGGUGCGCUUGGCACCUACAACAAUACCACGUUCAAAGGCACAUAAAUCUUUUGUUUUGCCCAUUCACCUUAUGAUUGGCACACAGACACAAUCCAUGUAUCAAGGCUUAAAAAUCCUUCUUUAACCUGUCUCCUCCUCUUCAUCUACACUGAUUUGAAGUGGAUUUAACAAGUGACAUCAAUAAGGGAUGAUAGCUUUCAGCUGGAUUCACCUGGUCAGUCUAUGUCAUGGAAAGAGCAGGUGUUCCUAAUGUUUUUUUUUUUUUACAAUCACAAAGUAUGUGUCUGAGCAAUGGACAGUGAAUGCACCUUUUGUAUAGCUUACUGGGGAUAUCACAGAACUGACGACUCCACAUUAGACUCCAUUGAAAAACCAUGUUGCCAUUGCGCUCUCAUUCUUGCACACACACUUGCAAAAUAUGUUUCCUCUGCUGAUUUUUUUUUUAAAUUCAGUGAUGGAUGUAUUAUUUUUUUAUUCCGCUAUUCCAGGGCUCUCAACCCUGUUCCUGGAGCACUACCCUUCUGUAGGUUUUCACCUCCAACCCCAGUUGUAACUAAUUAAUAUAAUCAGAAGCGCUGGAUUAGGGUUGGACUGAACCUACAGGACAAUAGGUCUCCAGAAACAGGGUUGGAGAGCCCUGCUCUAUUCAUGGGUGUUGUAGAGCAGUAUAAUACUCUAUUUUUAGUACAUGUAUUUUUUUCAAAUUGCUCUAUGUAACAACUCUAUUGAAUUAAUAUCAAGAAAUGGAUAGUAUCAAUUCUCAAAGAUUUCUGCGAAUGUCUUUUUUAGCCUUUGAUUAUCUUGAGGGAAUUGACUGUACAUAUGCAGUGGUGUGCUCUAUCAAAGAAUGUAUUGUAUGAAUGGUACAAAACAUGUUUACACUAUCUGGUAUGUUUACAGAUUGUUGAAGGAAAAUAUGUUUUUUUUUAUUUAUCUUAAAUCAAAAUGUUAUAGUUGUGCUUUUAUAAGGUAAAGCACUUUGUUAAAAUAGUUCUAAAAGUCUUAGUGUCUUGAUCUUUGCCAAACUAUCAAUUUCAGAAUGCAUACGUUGAGUAUGAUUUCAUGCUCAAAUCCUCUGCUUUUAAGUGCACAUUUGACUUGAGUACAUUUGAAUUGCCAUGGAAGAAAAAAGCACAUUUCAUUUCACUGGUAAUUAAGACUUACAUUACAAAUGAAGGCAUUGUAAUUUAUCAUAGAAUUUGAUCAUCCCAAUCUUUGACAUGCUCUUAUCCUUUAGUUGAAUGGAUCUAUUGUUAACAUCCCAUACUCUAUAAUUCAUUAUUUUAAGAGAUACUUAAUUUAUAUAUUGUGUCAAACGUAAUUCUGACAACUAAGUGGAUUUUCUAUCAUUGCUUUAAUGAAAUAAAACUUGUAUCUUGUUGAAAACAACAUGUUUUGAUUGCAUGCCAAAGUAAAUGGCAACAUAUUUAGAAAAUCGAAUCAAUUGAAAAUGCCACCAUCUUCUUUCAUAUUAUUCUGAACAAAAAUAUAAACACAACAUGUAAAAUGUUGGUCCCAUGAGCUGAAAUAAAAGAUCCCAGAAAUGA